GGGCGGGGAAGGGGAGUGAGAGCCCCGGCGGAGCCCGCACAGCCCCCGCGCCCCGCGGGUCCGCCGUGCCGGAGCGCCGCGCACAGGACUAGAAGAAUAAAGAGAAGUUGGAUUGAUGAGAACUAUAAGAAAGCAUACAGCAGUUUGGAAUGGAUUGAUUUAUGAUACAUCUGAUAUGUGAGAGCUACAUUUCGUGACGCUGUUGUCCAGCUGCUGCUGGAGUACUUCAGCUGACUUCAUUGCAGCAAGCCCAAGUGAUAGGUCCUCACCACCAGCAGAACGUAAGCAAGUGUGAUGCUGAAAUGAGAUGAGGCUCCGAAAUGGAACUGUGGCCACCGUGUUAGUUUUCAUCACUACUUUCCUCAGUCUGUCCUGGUAUACUGCUUGGCAAAAUGGGAAAGAAAAGCUGAUUGCCUAUCAGCGGGAGUUUCACGCUCUGAAGGAACGCCUGCGCAUCGCCGAGCACCGCACGCUGCAGCGCUCCUCCGAGCUCAACGCCAUCCUGGAGCAGUUCAGGAGGGCCGUGGCAGAAACCAAUGGCAGUAAGAAUGCCAUGAAUAAUUUUUCAGAUGAGACGCUGAAAUUAUUAAAAGAGCUAACAAGUAGAAAAUCUCUUCAAGUGCCAAAUAUCUAUUACCAUUUGCCUCAUUUGUUGAAAAAUGAAGGAAGCCUUCAACCUUCUGUGCAGGUUGGCCUUGGAAGGACAGGAGUUUCCAUUGUAAUGGGAAUACCUACAGUGAAAAGAAAAGUCAAGUCUUACCUUACAGAAACUCUCCACUCCCUUAUUGAUAAGCUGUCCCCUGAAGAAAAGCUGGAUUGUGUUAUGGUUGUCUUUAUAGGAGAGACUGAUCUUGAUUAUGUUAACAGUGUUGUUGCAAGCCUGGAAAGAGAGUUUUCUACAGAGAUCAAUUCUGGCUUGGUGGAAGUAAUAGCCCCUCCUGCAACAUACUAUCCUGACUUGACCAACUUGAAAGAAACAUUUGGAGACUCAAAAGAGAGAGUGAGAUGGAGAACAAAACAAAACUUGGAUUAUUGUUUUCUUAUGAUGUAUGCCCAGAAAAAAGGGGUUUAUUAUAUUCAGCUUGAAGAUGACAUUGUUGUCAAGCAGAAUUAUUUCAGCACAAUAAAAAAUUUUGCACUUCAGCUCGCUUCUGAAGAUUGGAUGAUUCUAGAAUUUUCUCAGCUGGGUUUCAUUGGUAAAAUGUUCCAGUCUCCAGAUAUCACUCUUAUUGUAGAGUUCAUAUUUAUGUUUUAUAAGGAGAAACCUAUUGAUUGGCUCCUGGACCAUAUCCUCUGGGUGAAAGUGUGUAACCCUGAGAAAGAUGCUAAACAUUGUGAUCGACAGAAAUCUAACCUACGGAUACGCUUCAGGCCUUCUCUUUUCCAGCAUGUUGGCCUCCACUCUUCUCUAGCAGGGAAGAUCCAGAAACUCACAGAUAAAGACUUCCUGAAACCAUUACUGCAUAAAAUCCACGUGAAUCCACCCGCAGAGGUUUCGACAUCUUUAAAAGUCUACCAGGGGCAUACGCUAGAAAAAACCUACGUAGGGGAAGAUUUUUUCUGGGCUGUCACACCAGUUGCUGGAGAUUAUAUUCUCUUUAAAUUUGACAAGCCAGUCAAUGUAGAAAGGUACUUGUUCCACAGUGGCAAUCCAGAGCAUCCAGGAGACAUACUUCUAAACACAACUGUAGAGGUUUUGCCUUUUCAGAGUGAAGAAAUGGUAUUAAGCAAAGAAACCAAAGACAAACGCUUAGAGGAUGGUUACUUCAGGAUAGGGAAGUUUGAAAAUGGUGUAGCUGAAGGAACAGUUGACCCCAGCCUAAAUCCUAUUUCAUCAUUCCGGCUUUCAGUGAUACAAAAUUCAGCCGUUUGGGCAAUUCUGAAUGAGAUUCAUAUUAAAAAGAUGACAAACUGAUCAUGGAAAUCUGCUUUAGAGGAAAAAGAAAGCAUUCUUGAAAAUUCUUCCUAUAAAAUCUGACAUCCUUAGCAAGUCACAAAUUGAAAAUACUGAGCAUGCACCUUAUUCCAAAUGUCAUUCUUUUUCACUUGAACUCUACCUCUUGUGAUAUCUACUGUAGAUGAGAAGAUUGUAUUUACCCCUUCUUAUCUGAUCCAUCCAGAAACUGAUGCUCCACACUGAUAACGUUCAUCUGAGGCCCAAGUUGUCCUCCACUGUAAUGUGACUUUACCAUCUUAUGGUUGCAGAACCCUGCUACCCUUAACCUGUACUAUUUUGAUAGUAUAGUAAUACAGAGUUGUACAUAUUGUUACAUUCCUUGAAGAAAAAGAAAUAUAAUUAUUGUUAAAUAAGUUUUAUGAAGGGGGUACUUUCGGAAGUCCAUUUAUUUUCUAUAACAAGAACCCUCUUUUAUAGACUGUCAGGGAUAUAUAUUAAAAAUGGUAGGGAUAUUUAAUUUAUUAAAAUAAUUUGAA
Messenger RNA from Vidua chalybeata, 2433 nucleotides. RefSeq names its product alpha-1,3-mannosyl-glycoprotein 4-beta-N-acetylglucosaminyltransferase A (gene MGAT4A). Gene Ontology annotation, molecular function: acetylglucosaminyltransferase activity. NCBI's taxonomy places the organism in Eukaryota, Metazoa, Chordata, Aves, Passeriformes, Viduidae. The record is from RefSeq and is a predicted model, not a curated record. The transcript is spliced from 16 exons. Bases 308 to 1915 code for a protein of 535 amino acids. Gene Ontology annotation, biological process: protein N-linked glycosylation. Gene Ontology annotation, cellular component: endoplasmic reticulum; endoplasmic reticulum-Golgi intermediate compartment; Golgi stack.